AGUGUCUGAUCAGUGCUCCAAAUGAUUUCUACUUGCGAAGAGUUAAAUAAAAUUUUCCAUUGAUAUUAUGCAAGUGGUCUAUCUAAUUAUUUUAAUUUGUAUACACAAUUAAACAAAGCAAACUAUAAAAUCAUGUAAAUUAAUUUUAAAAUUAUUAUCAAAUGUUUGAAGAAAAAAAAUAUUUAUGUAACAUUAUUGGUGAUUUAAAUAAACAAUGUUAUUAAAUUUAAAAAACUAUAUUAAUAUAUUUCACAAAAAUUUAUAUAAAAUGUUAAAAAAGAUUUCAAUUAUUGCGUAAAAAUAAUAACUAAAAAAUAAUUUAAAGAAAAAACUUUUUUUUUAUAAAAUAGUGUUUAAAAAAAAUGAAAACCAUGGAAAUUAUAAUUAAAAUUUUAAUUUUUUCGGUGUAUAUACAAGUGGGCUAUAGUGAUGUAAGUGAAGAAGAAAAUUUAAAUAAAUCAUUGACUGAAAUGACCCAAGUUGUACCAUUUGCAACAACUGAAUCAUUCAGAUCAUCCAGAGCAUACAGAAGAGAAGAAGACGACGAAGAAGAUGAUGAAAAAGAUGAUCAUGAUGAUAAAGACAUGAAAAAUGAUACAACUGAAUCAAAAUCAGUUGGAAAAAAUGAUAAUUGGGGUGGUUAUUAUGAUUUUUUAAUAAACGAAGGAAGUUACAAAUUCUGGGCUGUUUUUCAGAUUGCUACUGCUGCUUUACUUGUGUACAGUGCUUUUGCUGCACUAUAUUAUGCCAAGGUUAAUCCAUCAACAACUGAUGAUUAUGAAGAUUAUUUUUUACGUAGAAAAAGAAGAAAAAGACGUUCAUUACCAUUAUUCUUUCCUUUAGAUAUUCAAACGUUUCAACGAAUAAUGGAAGCUCUUGAUACAAUAAAUCAAAAACAUAAAUAAAAAAAUCAAUUAAUUGAUAAAUAAAUUGUUAAAUAAAUAAAUAAUUAAUUAAUAAA
Aphidius gifuensis is the source of this 961-nucleotide messenger RNA. RefSeq lists its product as uncharacterized. NCBI's taxonomy places the organism in Eukaryota, Metazoa, Arthropoda, Insecta, Hymenoptera, Braconidae. The record is from RefSeq and is a predicted model, not a curated record. Bases 363 to 905 code for a protein of 180 amino acids. The transcript has 3 exons.